Amphibalanus amphitrite is the source of this 1502-nucleotide messenger RNA. Its product is annotated as mediator of RNA polymerase II transcription subunit 20-like. The record is from RefSeq and is a predicted model, not a curated record. Gene Ontology annotation, biological process: regulation of transcription by RNA polymerase II. Gene Ontology annotation, molecular function: transcription coactivator activity. Lineage: Eukaryota; Metazoa; Arthropoda; Thecostraca; Balanomorpha; Balanidae. The transcript has 5 exons. The coding region runs from base 224 to 865 and encodes 213 amino acids. Gene Ontology annotation, cellular component: mediator complex.
UACAGAUCGUAAGGCAGCAACUGAAUGGAAGAUUGGCAUAAGCGGUCAACAACGUUUACAGCUGAACACUCUAAUGCCGGUCAUAUAUUUUCGACUGAUGCAGGAUGAAAAGCAAGAUGAGAAAGAUGAAAAGUCGCAAAUUUGAAUUGAAAGCGUUUCUGAAAUCGUUCUGGAGCGUUUCUGAAUAAAUGCUAUCUUAUUCGAAACUAUAGUUUUUGAGUGUAUGAUCAUAAUGGGAUUUUCCACGCUGCAGACGUUUCCCCUGAUCGAGGGUCUCACGGGGCCCCAGACGCUGGAUGUGCUCCACAAGAGGAUCACGGCGCUGGGCGCGCGCGUCUCGGGCCAGUUCGUGGUCGACUGCGAGACCUACUUCUCCGCCCCGUCGCUGUUGCCGGGCAACUCUCAGCGAGUCCUGAACGUGCUACACAACACGGAGGAACCAGCCAGCGUGUUCGCCAUCCUCGAGGGCGGCGCCAAGCAGCCGGUGCUGGUGGCAGACACCCUGCUGGACGCGCUGCUGCCCAAAAUGGCCGUCCUCUACACAUCCAACAAGAAGCAGACGCGUAUCGAGUCCAAGGGAAAUCGAUACGAGAUGGGCGACUUUGUGGUCAAGUUGGGUAGUGUUACCAUGUCCGGCAGCUUCAAGGGCAUCCUAGUUGAGGUGUGUUACCUGGCCUGCGUGGUGCCCGCCCUCUGCUGGGAAAUGGUCUGGGAGUUCAUGCAGUCGUUCCUGGGCAGCACAGUGCCCUCCACACUGCCUCCCUACAUUCAGAGCCGACAGAACGCCACGUUCAGCCCCACCGAUACCAUCCAGAUGUACCUGGAGAAGUUCAACGAGUUUAGGAAGCAGACGGUGGCGCGGUGACGACCCAGAUGGACUGACGUGAUCUCCGCCCCUGCUGGGACCGACGUGACCCGCCCGGCGAGUCAUAGCUCGGCCUCUUGUGCAGUGAGUGUUCCGAAUCAGUGCUGGCAACUCGGAUGCGAUGCCUUUGUUGAAGCAGAGUUUGUACGUCUCAGAAGACAUUUGUAUCAUAUGCAAGACACUCGUGAUGCAGGGAAUGUGUCGAUUUGGUGCAAAAACCUGUCUGCUCCCAGUAUUGAGGUUCGGCAUUGUUUGGUGAUAACCGAAGAAUGCUGGCCUUCGUUAAACAGAACGGAUAUGGACCAGACCCAUCGUCGAUGUCAUUCUCUCAUUCCGGCCGAAACUGCUCAUCUCCAGCUGGCAUCAUCCGUCAUUAUCCUCCAUCAUCCGUAGAUACCCGCCGUCAUUUUGUUGUCAUUCCUGUGUCCGCUGCAGCCAUGCGGCUGAUGUGUAUUCGACCUGGAUUCUCGCAGUGCUGCACUACCCUGACGCCCUGGGUGGCCUCCCUGUCCGUAGCGGCGGCCCUGCACCCCCAGUUGCCGUGUGCAUCGUUCGCUCAGACUCGUGUACAUCACGUGGACGUGUGAGCGCAGCCCGCCUGCCAUCAUCGAGAGCUAAUAUACACCGCCAAUUUGCA